GGGAAGAAUUGGUAAGCCGUACCCAUAAAAUUCAUAACAAGAAUCUCCUCCAAAAUAAACGAGGUUCAACCUUCAACACAUCACACAGCUCGAAAAUGGCGGGUGCUGGUGGCGGAAAGGUCUCCUUCAAAGUCACUCUCACCUCAGACCCCAAGCUCCCUUUCAAAGUGUUUAGUGUUCCAGAGGCCGCGCCCUUCACCGCUGUCCUCAAAUUUGCCGCUGAAGAAUUUAAGGUGCCCCCGCAAACCAGCGCCAUCAUCACCAAUGAUGGCGUUGGAAUAAAUCCUCAACAAAGUGCUGGCAAUGUCUUCCUCAAACAUGGCUCUGAACUACGCCUGAUUCCUCGUGAUAGGGUUGGAGCUGCCUGAUCUCUCUGCAAAUGUAAACUACAAUCUCUGUCUACUCGCCUUAGUUAAUUGGCUUAAUUUGCAAUCCUCAAGCUGGGAGAAUUUCAUACUUGUUUAUCACAUUAUUGUAACUGAUUACAACCGAUGUCCUGCUUAAUUAAAUAAAUGAGCCUCCUUAUUUCGGGACACUCUUUUUAAUCA
Benincasa hispida (wax gourd) is the source of this 548-nucleotide messenger RNA. RefSeq names its product ubiquitin-fold modifier (gene CCP2). Gene Ontology annotation, cellular component: nucleus; cytoplasm. NCBI's taxonomy places the organism in Eukaryota, Viridiplantae, Streptophyta, Magnoliopsida, Cucurbitales, Cucurbitaceae. The record is from RefSeq and is a predicted model, not a curated record. Gene Ontology annotation, biological process: protein K69-linked ufmylation.